Molecule: messenger RNA, 1053 nt
Organism: Linum tenue
Lineage: Eukaryota; Viridiplantae; Streptophyta; Magnoliopsida; Malpighiales; Linaceae
Source: the annotation of a GenBank genome assembly
AUGGAAGUAGCUUUCAACACCAUUCCCGGCUUCAACCACUCAUUCCUCGACGUCAUCCAUGAGCUCAUCGAAGAAACCACCACCGAGAAGUCCGCCGGCGGCGGCGCCGGCCACCACCCUUCCGCCGCGUACCUCCGCGAAGCACGUGCGAUGGCCGCCACCCCCGCCGACGUGAAGGAGCUCCCGGAGGCGUACGUGUUCGUUUUGGACAUGCCGGGGCUUUCGGCCGACCAGGUGAGAGUCGACGUGGAGGAGGACGGGAGGACGCUGGUGGUGAGCAGGGAGAGGAAGAGGGAGAAGGAGAGGGACCAAGGGAUACGGUACGUGAGGAUGGAGAGGCGGCUGGGGAAGUAUCUGAAGAGGUUUCCGAUGCCGGAGAACGCUGACGUGGAGAAGGUGGCGGCGAGGUAUAAGGACGGGGUGCUGACGGUUACGGUGGUGAAGAAGCCCCCGGAGGAGCCCAAGAAGCUCAGGACGUUGAAGUUCAAGUCGCGUGAUGGUGGUGGUGUUGGAUGUGUACAUUAUGGUGCAGUUUGGUGUUGUCGACGUUCUUUCCUCCGAUCAGAACAAGAGCCCCCCAAAUUCAUCAAAAAAAUUACCCGCCAAGAGCAGAAUGGUUCUGUUUGGGUCCCAGCUCAAGAUUCAGAUUCCUUCUUCCUUGCUCUCCCUCCCGCCUUCUUCCCCAGCAGCAGGGUCUUCCCCCAGAUCUCCGGCCGAUUUCGGGAUCAAGACGAGGAACUCUCAAUUGGGCAGCUCUUUCUCCUCCUCCGGUCUAUCCCCAUCCCCCGUACUGAAAUCCACGACGUUCGGGUCGGACAAUUCGGGUCUGGACGCCUCGAACUGCCGCCGCAGCGGGUCUUCACCUCCGGCGAAAUGGAGCUUUCCGAGGACUAUACCUGCGUCAUCUCCCACGGCCCCAUCCCGAAAACCACUCACAUAUUCGACGAUUGCAUCGUCGACGCCUACUGCGGCGUGUUUACCCUCGAUCCCUCGGUCAAAGAAGCGUCCGACGAUUUCUACCCUUUUGAGAGCGUGAUUAUAAUAUUUUUUUAA